Molecule: messenger RNA, 1154 nt
Organism: Pseudomassariella vexata
Lineage: Eukaryota; Fungi; Ascomycota; Sordariomycetes; Amphisphaeriales; Pseudomassariaceae
Exons: 4
Coding region: 1-1071 (356 amino acids)
Source: RefSeq, a predicted model, not a curated record
AUGUCGUCAAUGGAUGCCCCUUUGGUACACCCAGGAGCGGAGAAUAUGAUUAAAUUCGGGGAACUUGAGGCUGAUCGUCAGAGAUUUCUCAAGUUAGGAUAUGCAUUACAUGGAGUCCCUGUGUUUAAUGACCACGAUCUCUUCCUCAAAAUCCUACGCGACUUGUCCAGCCUGAAGGCGUUUUCUGGGCUUCAGCCCGCAAACUCCACAUUGAUGUCAACAACUACCCCAGAAAAAUUACGCUCGGUCGUCAAAACCGGUUUUAAUCAUGUCGAUUCCUCGUCAGAUUCGUUUUCAAUGUCACCACAUGAUCUGGGCCGAGAGUUCCCGUCGAUGCAGUUACAGCCAUCAGGAAACCAGAAGUCUCGGCAUAACUUGACACAUGUGCCGCCAAUACAGAUCCACUUCCAAAUAUCAAAUUUUCCCGGGUCAGCAGUAUGGACCGAAAGGGCCGGACCAUACUUACCAAAUUUGACAGAAGCAAGGCAUCUGUUGUAUUCUUGGCCAGCUCUGGGGUACGAGUUACCGGUAUGCGAAGCCCAGCCGCCUGUCAUUGAAGCGAAGAUUCGCAAAUGGGCCCGAAUCUGGCCUCCACAUCUGGAAGAUUGCUUGAUUACGAGCGUUGUUCUUGAUCACAAGUCUCCUGUUAAUUGGAUCCCGGCGGAAAUCGCCUCUCGGUGCCAAGUAAGAGAAGUAUCUGAGAGCUCGACGACAUACAGAUUUCAAGGCAAGAUCCUGCAGGGUAACAGAAAGGUUAGCAUUACAUGGUCCGGAUCCGCGAUGAGGACGCGUAAAAAUGAGUUCUACAUCACUUCUGACGCCACGUUGACCGGGGAGUUGGUUGUAGGGAAGGAGUUGCUGGAAGCUUUGUCGAGAGAACGUGGUGGCGAGAAGGCGUUCCUGGAUCAGAAGCCAGCAAGUUCGGGGUCACUUAGAGAUACCACUUGCAAAAAGGGUCUUCAAGGGACAUCCUCGCGGUCAAGGAUGGAAGAACGCAGAGCUAGUCAUAAGCAAUCAUCGCGAGUGACGAAGUCAAGACGACAGUCAACUCGUAGUCGAGAUAUUGUGUAAUCAUACUUAGUAGGCCGGACAAAGGUGAUCGAUUCUUACCUGAAGAUGAGCUUUACGGAAUGAUUUCAGCAUUCGGAUUGGUG